AUUCAACAAAGGCGGGAAAAUCGUGAUAUUAUUGUGAUGUUGUAAGCGUUGCACGCAGUGAUCAACUUUCUGGAAUUUUGUUUUAAGUUUACAUUUAUUUAAUAGCAACAAGAUAAGGUCGAUUCUAGGUUAAUAUAAAAGCCUUAAGUGAACCCCAUUUCCGGACGUGGAAUAUUGGCAUCAGUGGAACCAAUGGCACUCACAACCGCCCAAAAUGGAUCGGCGUUCCUGGCAAAAGCUUCCAACGGUCAACAAGAAGAGUUCAGAAAUGUCGAAGAAAUGCAGUACUUGGAGGCGAUUCAACGCAUAAUCGACACCGGAGACAAAAGAGUGGACCGUACAGGAGUCGGCACUUUGUCCAUUUUCGGAACUCAAAUGCGGUACAGUCUGCGUGACAACGUAAUCCCUCUACUGACAACAAAGCGGGUGUUCUUCCGAGGAGUGGCCGAGGAGCUUCUCUGGUUCAUAAGAGGAAGUACAAAUGCUAAAGACUUGCAGGCAAAAAACGUUCAUAUUUGGGACGGAAACAGCACUCGCGAAUUCCUGGAUGCUUCUGGAUUUACUGAUCGUGACGAAGGUGAUCUAGGCCCGGUAUACGGAUUCCAAUGGCGUCAUUUUGGCGCCAAAUAUAAAACAUGCAAUGAUGACUACACAGGGCAGGGUAUCGACCAGUUAGCAGAAGUGAUAAAUCGCAUUAAGACCAAUCCAACGGAUCGACGUAUUAUCAUGAGUGCAUGGAACCCGAUAGAUAUCCCACAAAUGGCCCUUCCUCCUUGCCAUUGCUUGGCGCAAUUUUUCGUGGCAAAUGGAGAACUUUCGUGUCAGUUAUAUCAACGAUCAGCUGAUAUGGGCCUCGGAGUCCCAUUCAAUAUCGCUAGUUAUGCUUUACUGACUCAUAUGAUGGCCCACGUUACAGGACUUAAGGCAGGAGAAUUUAUCCAUACUACUGGUGACACACAUGUAUAUCUUAAUCAUGUUGAGCCCUUGAAAGAACAACUUCAAAGAGUACCGAAGCGGUUUCCAACACUGCAGUUCAAAAGGCACGUGCAGUCUAUAGAUGAAUUCGAAAUGGGAGAUUUUGAAGUCUGUGGAUAUGAUCCGUACCCCACCAUAAAAAUGCAGAUGGCUGUAUAAAUUGAAUAACAUGUGAACUUUGUUUUUAAUUAUGGGUAAAAUAAAUGCCACUGAAAAAAA
Aedes aegypti (yellow fever mosquito) is the source of this 1194-nucleotide messenger RNA. RefSeq names its product thymidylate synthase. The transcript is spliced from 4 exons. Gene Ontology annotation, cellular component: mitochondrion; cytosol. Gene Ontology annotation, molecular function: thymidylate synthase activity. NCBI's taxonomy places the organism in Eukaryota, Metazoa, Arthropoda, Insecta, Diptera, Culicidae. The record is from RefSeq and is a predicted model, not a curated record. Gene Ontology annotation, biological process: dTMP biosynthetic process. Bases 193 to 1134 code for a protein of 313 amino acids.